AUGUUGAUCAAGGAGUCUCACGUCGAUGUCCCUACCUCUGCCAAUGGCAAGGAGGGUACUAUGCGCAUCUUUGUUUUUCAUCCUACUAUUCCUGGAUACCCCAAUGCGCGCUUCCCUGGUGUGAGUCUCUUCAGCGAGAUCUACCAAGUCACUGGUCCUGUUGCCCGCUUCGCUCGUCAGAUCGCUGGCCAAGGCUACAUCGUCGCUGCACCUUCAUCUUACCAUGACUUCACCGGCCCUGAGCCCCUCAAGUACGAUGCUAAGGAUACUGAUCGCGGCAACAAGUUUAAGAUCGAAAAGACCCUCGAGUCUUAUGAUGCCGACUCAUAUGCCACCGUCGACUACCUCCUCUCACUUCCCACCUGCACAGGCCGUAUUGGAGCUACAGGCAUGUGCCUAGGUGGCCAUCUCGCCGUUCGUGCUGCUCUUGACCCCCGCAUCUCUGCUUGCGUUGCCUACUUCGCAACCGAUAUUCACUCCCGCACACUCGGACCUUAUGAUGCACCAAACACCUCAUCAACCGCCCCUCCCAAUAGCAAUCACACCAUCGAUCUCUUCAACAAGUUCAAGGGAGAGGUUGCCAUGAUCUUUGGUGUCAAGGACACUCAUGUCCCUGAUGCUGGUCGCGAUCUCAUCCGUGCCAAGCUCCGCGAAGCUGGUGUCCCUACUAGCUUCUAUGAGUUUGCUUGGGCUCAGCACGCCUUCAUCCGUGACGAGCUUAGCAAGGGACGUUACGAUCCUGCCAUCACCAAGGUCUGCUUCGAGGUUCUGCUAGAACUCUUCGGCCGUGUUCUCAAGACUGAGUUGGGCGCAAAGGAUGGUGAUGUCCCACCUCCAGAGCACGUUUGCUAA
Messenger RNA from Fusarium redolens, 852 nucleotides. Its product is annotated as Alpha/Beta hydrolase protein. The transcript has 6 exons. Bases 1 to 852 code for a protein of 283 amino acids. NCBI's taxonomy places the organism in Eukaryota, Fungi, Ascomycota, Sordariomycetes, Hypocreales, Nectriaceae. Gene Ontology annotation, molecular function: hydrolase activity. The record is from RefSeq and is a predicted model, not a curated record.